AUGAGCGAGGAGGACAUGGUGAACAUCAACCUAAAGAAGAUGAAGACGGACAAGGAGUACGCGCUGAUCAGCAACCGCUUCAUUGAGGAGGCCAAGCCUCCCGCAGCUCGGGUAACGGCGGCGUUUCCGGCCGCCAUAGCUCAGAUCGCCAGUGCCAUCGAAGUGCCAAGUCGAGCUCUAGUGCUGGGUCAGCUGGGUCAGUUGGGUCAAGGCGUUGACGUGCAGCUUGUUGACCGAAUCGAGGCCGAGCAACUAGUGAACGAACGUCGAUGGCACUGCCGACGAGCUCGCCAUUAA
Phytophthora nicotianae INRA-310 is the source of this 297-nucleotide messenger RNA. RefSeq lists its product as hypothetical. The record is from RefSeq and is a predicted model, not a curated record. The transcript has 2 exons. The coding region runs from base 1 to 297 and encodes 98 amino acids. Lineage: Eukaryota; Oomycota; Peronosporomycetes; Peronosporales; Peronosporaceae.